Molecule: messenger RNA, 249 nt
Organism: Penicillium taxi
Lineage: Eukaryota; Fungi; Ascomycota; Eurotiomycetes; Eurotiales; Aspergillaceae
Exons: 1
Coding region: 1-249 (82 amino acids)
Source: RefSeq, a predicted model, not a curated record
AUGUUCCUGGCAUCGUCGCAAGCUGGACCGUUCAAUCCAGCGUUGUCACUCAAAAGUCUUAAAGAGGCCAAAAUGAACGAGAUCAAGCAGGAGCAGAAUCAGCGCAAGUCACCUCAGAAGAAAAAGCCCACCCCGAAGGACUAUUCAGACAGCGAUGGCGAUUCUCCGACUGGAAGUGAUGAUGAUGGCGACAUAAUGCCUGAUGGAAAGUCGCAAAAGAUGCGCACUCCCUGGAACAUAAUGAAGUAG